UGCAGUGCUUCACUGAAGUCAUACUGGGGUAAUACCGUCAUCUCUUUGAAGGCGCCACUGCUGGAGUGUGACAUGAGCUUCCCUCCACCACCUCCACCUUACAACCCACAUGGCUGGCAGCCCUCUCCCCCCUUUCAACCACAGGGCUUUGCACCCCAGUAUUAUCCAGCUGGUUCCCCAGUUGUCCCCGGAACUCCUUAUCCAGGAGGAACCGCUUCCCCUUAUGCCCCAGGACCUCCUCCUCCAGGACCAAUAAAUUACCCCUAUGCCCACCCAGCGGGAUAUCCUCCCUAUCUGGGACAACCCCAGCCAUACCACCAAUGUCCGUCCCAACCUGGAGAUGAUGAUAAAGGCUCCAAGAAGCGCAAAGGGUCCAAGAGAAUGGCUGCUGCCGCUGUUGGAGGGUUGGCUUUAGGACAAAUGGUCUUGUCGGGCAUUAAAAGCACUAUUGAGGAAGUGAUUUCAUAGAACCCUUGUCUUGAAACAAAUAAAAAUUAGGUGUUACAUGUGUUUUGUUUUAAUCCUCGGAAGCAGAAAGUUUUUUUCAUUGUCCAUCUCUGAGGUGGAAGGAUAGUUAUUAAAGAUUGUGUUAAAGCCUUUUACUUGGACCAUGACCUCUAAUGCAGAAGCAAUUUUUAAAGCCACCUUUUGAUAUGAUUCAUUCAAUUUGCUAAAAUUGGUGUAAAAUUGGUCUGUUGUAUGGAAUGUGAUAUUUUUAUGUAUUUAAUGCAACUUUUAUUGAAACAAUAGAGGACAGAUUAAUCUGAAAUAAAGGAUACAUAUCUAACUAUAACAAACCUUGUUAAAGUUUAAAGACUAAAAUGUAUUAAAGCUCUUUACAAAUUUAAA
Molecule: messenger RNA, 849 nt
Organism: Oryzias melastigma (Indian medaka)
Lineage: Eukaryota; Metazoa; Chordata; Actinopteri; Beloniformes; Adrianichthyidae
Product: basic proline-rich protein
Exons: 4
Coding region: 73-468 (131 amino acids)
Source: RefSeq, a predicted model, not a curated record